UCAGACCCUCACUGAUUCACUCGAUCCGCGCGUGUUGGAGAGGGCUACCCGCUCCGCGAAGGUGUCGCCCACCCGCCGCUCAGUGCACCGCAGACAUCUCCGUUGGACGGGAACGUCCGUGAACAUUACCCGGCAGGCUGACGGACUGGCUUGCCCCUUCAUUUAUUCAACAGCACGACUGCGCCACACUUGGAGGCACGGAGGCUACCCGUGACUAGCAUCGCUACUGCCUGGAUCAAGGUGUUGAUAGUAGCUAGCCUGGCAGCUAAUUAACCGUCCUACCGGAGCGUCGUCACUGUGCUUCCCCCACCCGACAAGUCGACACUUAACGCAGCCGCGUGUCCGUGCUCUUUGCGCCGCCGGCGGCAUUUGAGACGAGAGCAGACCCGAGCACGAGCACGGUGCUCUCCGUAAGUGGCGCCUGCGUUGACACCACCAUCACACCCAUCUCCCCCAACCCCUUCACCUCCUGCCCCUCCUCCCUCCACCCGAAACACUGGACAUCCACAAGCGGCCGGGGAGCGGCGAACUGCCGGCGAAGCUGGGGGUGCUUUCGUUACCCGACCCGCACGGAGUCGUAGCGGCUUCAGACAAGAACAGUCGUGGGGAGCUACCGGCGAGUAUGGACGGGCUGGCCGUGGAAGUUCGCGGCUCGAAUGGGGCCUUCUAUAAGGGGUACAUCAAGGAUGUCCACGACGACUCGCUCACCAUCGUCUUUGAAAACAACUGGCAGCCGGAGCGACAGUUACCCUUCAGCGACGUGCGGUUGCCUCCUCCGGCCGACUACAACAAGGAAAUUGGCGAAGGAGAGGAGGUGGAGGUUUACUCCCGGGCUAAUGAACAGGAGCCAUGUGGCUGGUGGCUGGCCCGGGUCCGAAUGAUGAAGGGCGAGUUUUACGUGAUCGAAUAUGCGGCUUGCGACGCCACCUACAACGAGAUUGUCACAGCAGAACGCAUCAGGCCCCUGAACCCCAACAGCCCUUCCUCGCGAAAUUCCUUCCAUAAAGUCACCAUCAGUGUCCCAGAGGACCUGAGGGACAUCUGUGCGGGUGACAACAUUCACAAAGAAUUUAGGAAAGCUAUCGGCGCCAACUGCAUCUUCUUCAGUGCCCAAACACACGAGCUCAUAGUGCUGUCUACAAAUGAAACCACGAUAAAGCGCGCCACCCUUCUCAGCGACAUGCAUUUCCGCAGCAUCCGUACGAAGCUGAUGCUAAUGUCCCGUAACGAGGAAGCCACCAAACAUUUGGAGACAAGUAAGCAGUUAGCUUCGGCAUACCAGGAGGAGGUUUGUGUCAGAGAAGACCUGAUGGGUCUUGCCAUUGGCUCUCACGGGGCCAACAUCCAGCAGGCCCGCAAAGUACCCGGUGUCACCGCUAUCGAGCUGGAAGAAGAGAGUUGUACCUUCAGGAUCUACGGAGAGACUCCAGAGGCGGUAAAGCAGGCGAGAGAAUAUCUUGAAUUUAAAGAAGACUACUUUCAGGUACCCAGGGACCUUGUAGGCAAAGUCAUCGGCAAGAACGGCAAAGUCAUCCAGGAGAUCGUGGACAAGUCGGGCGUGGUCCGCGUCAGGAUCGAGGGAGACAACGACAAAAAGCUUCCCCGCGAGGAGGUAGGCAGGCAGGGGGCAGGCAGGGACGACACUGCCGGCAACAAAGAGGGCAUGGUUCCCUUCGUGUUUGUAGGGACGAAGGAGAACAUCAGCAAUGCCCAGGCACUGCUGGAGUACCACGUGUCUUACCUCCAGGAAGUGGAGCAGCUGCGCCUCGAGCGUCUCCAAAUUGACGAACAGCUCCGCCAGAUUGGGGUGGGCUACCGCGCGCCUCAGAAUCGAAGUGGGCCCGCCGGAGCCGACCGAGAGAAAGGCUACCUGACGGAUGAGAGCAGCAACUCGCUCCACGCUUCUCGCACCUACGGCGUACGCGGCAGGGGACGAAGAGCCUCCAACAGCAUGUACUCUGGAUAUGGCACAAACUCUGAGCUGUCUAAUGCUUCGGAAUCAGAGGAAGUAAACGAGCGUGACCAGCGGCCCCGCGGUAUCGGCGGAGAGGAGCGAAGUUCCAGACGGGGUGGUCGGGGGCGGGGCUCCAACUCCGGACGAGGCCGCGGCGGGCCGGGAUCCAAACCCGCCAACUCGAUCAGCUCAGUGCUGAGGGACCCUGACAGUAACCCUUACGCCCUGCUGGAUGGCGAGGGAGAGCUGGCUGACGCGGACCUCAGCGAAGGCACGGGAGGAGAGCGCCGGAGACGCUCCCGCCGCCGCCGUAACGACCAGGAGCCCAGCGUGAUGGACGCAGCGACUGAGUCUGAUAGCCAGGCCGGGCCCAAUGAGAACGGGCUGGAUGAAGAGGCCCGACCCCAGCGCCGCAACCGAAGCCGCCGCCGCCGCAACCGUGGCAGUCGCCCCGAGGGAGACUCGGCCAGCUGCGAUCGGCAGCCGACUGAUAGCGUGACUGUCGCCGACUACAUAUCCCGUCCGGAGUCCCAGAGCAGACAGAACCUUCCCUUGAAGGAAAACCACACCGGUCCUGAACCCAAGGAAAAUGGGACCAGCAGCAAAACGGAUGAGCAAACACCUUCUCAGCGUUCACCCAGCAAAGGCACGACACCAGCCAGCGAGGCCGUAACGUUGGUCAACGGCGUCUCGUAAUGAGUCCCGCCUCACUCCUCGCGAACCCAAGUCUCGAGCAAGACUCCAUGGCAAACUGUCCCUGCUUGCAUUAACGUAAACCUUAAACAGAUGAGUGAAAAGUACCUGACACAAUUCCUGAAUCCAUACUAUGAGAGUGGAGAAAAAAAAACGACGCAUCUACAUGAAAACCCCACGGUGUAUGCUAUGUCUCAUCUAUCAAUACUUAGUGCUUAUUUAAAAAAAAAAAAGUAGCUUGCCAAAAAAAAAUGGCGGGUAUGACUUGAGUUUGAAGGAAAAUGCUGAGACACAACAGAAAGGACUAGUUUAUCUCGUCUCUCUUAUGUUGUUUUGUUUCAUUGUUGAUCACUGGUUUGGACUCGGCAGUCUCGGACGCGUUUUUCAACAGCGUUGCAGUGCGGGCGCGAGAGGGUGUAAACUGGCGAGUGACACACAAAGCAGAUGCGUCGCAGUGCUCAAACUCGGAGGCUGGAAUAUUGAUUGAUGUUGUGCCUUGAAUUUGAAAAAAAUAAGAUUUUUGUUUUCAUCUUGGGAGGAAAGUUGGGAAGUGUGUUUUUUUUUGGGGGGGGGUCGCUGGGAGAGAAUUGACUGACUGAGGGAGUGUUAGAGUGAGGAAGAUUUAGUACUAGAGGGAGUGGCUUGGGGUUGAGGGCGCACAAAGUAAGGUGCCAAACGACCUGAUUUCAAGGCACUUUCCUCAUUCCAAAUAGAAUGGACAACACAGAAACGUAAAAAAUGCAGGGCUGAAUACGUAACACAGCCCGGGGCCUUAUCCCAUCCCAAGGCAUCCUAAUUGAAACAGCGACGGGGUUUGAGGUGAUGCGUCAGACAACCCGUUUUGACAUCCCAAAGUGGUGGCCGGGAUGCCUUUCUCAAUGUGACAAACUGCAGACUUCAACCGUAGACAUGAAAGAGAAAUAGCGCUAGCUUCCAGCCGCGGUCUCGACAAACCACGGGCAGCGCGCGGCCCCGGAUGCACGUGUAGGGGCGACCGCCUUCUUGCGGGUGUAUGCUGCCGUUGCGCAAGGCCCGGUGGGGGGCGAAGAACUGUGGGACUGGGACAGCUUCAAAUGAGAUGAGAGCCACAUAUGCCAACACACACAAAAACCAAGUGCGAGAACAGGCGAUUGCCCGCCUGGCACAAGCGUAGGGGGCCGCAACACAGGGUGUCCGUUUUGGGUUUGGGCGAGUGGACUCCGAGCUGGGGGGGCCCCGCAGUGGCUCUCUGCUCAUGUUACUGUUGUCUUGGUUCCCGCUUUUUUUUUCUUGCUAUUUCCACAUCUUAGAAAAUACAAAAUAAAAAAUGGAAGUGAAAUCAA
This is a messenger RNA of Hippocampus zosterae (dwarf seahorse), 3969 nucleotides long. It is a transcript of the gene fxr2, whose product is annotated as FMR1 autosomal homolog 2. Lineage: Eukaryota; Metazoa; Chordata; Actinopteri; Syngnathiformes; Syngnathidae. Gene Ontology annotation, biological process: positive regulation of translation; regulation of modification of synaptic structure; regulation of filopodium assembly. Gene Ontology annotation, molecular function: protein homodimerization activity; mRNA 3'-UTR binding; translation regulator activity. The record is from RefSeq and is a predicted model, not a curated record. Bases 623 to 2650 code for a protein of 675 amino acids. Gene Ontology annotation, cellular component: presynapse; nucleus; postsynaptic density. The transcript has 17 exons.